Messenger RNA from Durusdinium trenchii, 1997 nucleotides. Lineage: Eukaryota; Dinophyceae; Suessiales; Symbiodiniaceae. The record is from the annotation of a GenBank genome assembly.
AGUUGGCUCGAAGGAUUUGACUUCCCAGCGGGUUCCUGAACAUGGCCUCCAAUGAAUUUUCUCUUCAGAUGGCUGUGCAACAGAUACAGUUGCAGCAGAAAGAAUCCAUGGAACGAAUGGACGUGUUGAAGGAGCAGCACAAACAGUGGCAAGCGGCAGUGGAGGAUUUACUAGCGCGGGUGAAUUCGAUAAGUUUGCCUCAAGUGAGCUUGAAGACUGAACGACCAGAACCUCCUUCAGGAGAUUUGCCCGAAGUUCGGGACAGCGAGUGGGAUGAAUUCGCCGCUGACAGUCCAAAGAUGAGUAUGGACACCCGGCGCAGCGAAGACACCUCCAGAGAACUCGCUCGAACCAGCAAUUCCAAAAACAAAAAGUUGGAAAUCAGCAAGGGGCCUUUGCAGAAACUUGUGCAUGAAGUUAUGCACGAUCACCAUGACCCAGCCCACUUGGUUGGCAUGGGCUGCUGCUUGGAGUCGCGCCGGGCCUUAUACAAGUUCGUGAACUCCAAAUGGUUCGAGUAUGUGACAGGUACGAUCAUCAUGGCGAACAUGAUUAUGAUCGGAGUGGAAACCGAAGCAUCUUUGUACGCUGACGAAGACCUCGAGUGGAGCGGCUGGGUCGAGCGUGCAUUCCUGGGCGUCUACACCCUGGAGCUGCUGCUUCGCUUCGUGGCCGGCGGCACGAAAAUCUUCUGGAAUGGCUGGUUUCUGUUGGAUUUAUUCUUAGUUUGCGUAGGCAUCUUGGCCCUGGUGGUGGCGCCCGUUUUCGGCGACGCGCUGGAUGGGGUCCAGAAAGUGCUGGUGGUGCGCGGCUUGAGGCUGUUGAGGUUGGCACGUGCCCUGCGGAUGGUGGGCCAUUUUAAGGUGAUUUGGCGCUUGGUCUACGGCGUUCUGACGGCUGGGCACACCAUCCUUUCGGUGGUUUGCUUGAGCCUUGGAGGAUCUUUUGCAGGCUGUGCCAUCGAGUUCAUCCGCAAUGACGCUCACCUGCUGCACCACCCGUUGACCCGACCGAUCGUCAUGGAAAACUUCGGCUCUCUGCCCCGGUCGAUCUUGACCCUGCUUCAAUUUGCGACGGCCGACUCGAUCGCGCAAGUCUACUUCCCGUUGAUCAUGGAGAGGCCUGGGCUGGUUCUGUUCUUCAUGCCAAUCUUGCUGAUCUUCUCCAUCGCCCUCAUGAAUUUGGUCACAGCCGUGUUAGUGGAGCAUGCCUUGGAACAUGCGGCCCAUGAGGCAGAGUCGGAGCGGCUGAAAACGAAGCAGAAGAUCAAGGCAGCGUUGCCGGCCUUGUUGGAUAUCUUCCAGAAGUUGGACACUGACGAGAGCGGCUGCAUCACGCGUGAGGAGAUUGAAAAUGUAUCCUUGGACAUGCUACCGCCGAAGCUCUUGGAAACGGUGUCGGUCGAUAGCAUGAGCGACCUCUUCGACUUGUUGGACGUGGAUGGCGGGGGGCAGCUAACUCAGUCUGAGUUCGUGGAAGGCCUUUUGAAUCUGGUGUUGUUGGAUGUGCCCAUUUGGACCUUGCAAUCUUUGAAGCUUCUACGGCUCAUCCGCAAUGUCACGACGCAGAUUGAUGAGGACUUGAAAAGCAUUAAGGCGGCCAGGUAGCGGCCCUUCGUUGGAGAACCCGCGGAGACAAUUUUUAAACUUUGCAUAGUCACAGGCAGAUUUCCUGUCAGCAGAUGUGAGCAAUGCUGAGAGAAACUCCGGGACUGGAAUUGUUUUGUAGAGCUCCCGAAGGGUUACUGCUCUACUUCCCAAAGCCGCCCGUCAGGGCCUUUGCCGCUGUUGUUUCACGGCUCAACGAGCUGUUUCACUGCACCAAUUUUCCGAGAAACCUGCUGAGUAGCAGGGAGUGCCUGGAAACUUGAGCUUGCGCUUCUCGUGGUUUUGCUCAGAAGUGGCUUUGCAGUUUCGAUCCUUUCUUCACAAAAUGCUCCUUGAUGUGGAAGGUGUGUUUGUCGGCCCAGUCCAUCUCCGCAGCAGUGACUCAUCCGA